Messenger RNA from Sapajus apella (tufted capuchin), 12161 nucleotides. RefSeq names its product transmembrane protein 108 (gene TMEM108). Gene Ontology annotation, cellular component: early endosome; axon; endosome membrane. Gene Ontology annotation, biological process: retrograde axonal transport; dendrite extension; postsynaptic density organization. The transcript is spliced from 7 exons. Bases 8662 to 10389 code for a protein of 575 amino acids. The record is from RefSeq and is a predicted model, not a curated record. Lineage: Eukaryota; Metazoa; Chordata; Mammalia; Primates; Cebidae.
UUCUUUAUGCAUAAGUGAGCAAAUCUGCCGUAGAUAUUGUUCAGUUUGUUUUAUAUUGUCUAAUAACUGCAAUUUUAAUCAAUUAUGAUUUGUAACGUAUUCUAAAUGUCACACGGGUGCAGACUUCUGCCUAAAAAUCAUUGUGACCUUAGUUUUGGUGCAACAUUAGUAUACAGUAGGGUACUUGGGAAUUGUGAUUUGUAGCUAUGACAGGUUUUCCUUUUAGGACUAAUAAGUACAGACAGGGCCCCUUAUGGAACCCUUAUAGGGUAACUGAAAUCCACCAAUUAAUCACAAAUCCUCUGUUUUAGCUUCCACUGUAAUUGUAUCUCUUCUUCACCAAGCCUAUUUUGCCAGUUUUUUUCUCUUCCCUCAGAGGACCAGUGAUAAUGCAAUCAGAUGAGCAAGCAGGGAAGUAAAAAGGAAGAAAAUCAAGGAGUUUAGGUGUUCUCUGAGAAAGCUACAUAAACUUAAACUCUGGUGCUUCUGGAGUUUAUUUGAGUUUGAGGGAGGUAGAGGUAGAGAAGGUCACCAAGUACAGUAGCUUGUCUUGUGUGAGCAUGCAACCACAGCUUCCAACACUAAAGAGAGAAAUAAAAAGUUGGUGCUGGCUAUGUUCUGCAGGUAGUUCUACAUCAGUCCUCCUACAGUAGCCCAUGUUUACACCAAUAGGUUAUUUUCUACACUCCUUUCAUUCUAAGAGGAUUGUAUCCUCCAUUGCUUUCUGUCCAGGAAUCCUCCAAUUCCCACUGAAUGGCAUGUUUGUGAGAUUUCUAGUUGGAUCAGGAAUUGACCUUGACCUGUACUGGUCUGAGGAAGUAUUGACUUGCUUGGUGACUUGUAUCUUGUUGUCACAUAGCUGGAGUAUUGUGAAUCCAUUGCUAAUCUGUGUUAUAUCACAGGACAAGAGGGAUACUGAGAUUUCUUGGACUAACUCAGACAUUUUCUAAACUCUGACUUGAAACAAAUACAAACUCCUAAACUCACUAAAGCGAGACUGUCUCCUAAGGCUUUGGUUCUCAAAAUUAUAUGAGCAUCAGAAUCUCUUGGAGAGUUUGUUAAAGUCCGUUUGUUGUGUCCUUACUAGCAGAAUUUUUGAUUCAGUAAAUGAGCAGGAGGGGCAAAUAUUUUACAUUCUACCAAAUUCCCAGGCGAUGCUAAUGCUGCUGGUCCAGGGACCACUUUUGAGAGCCAUUGUCCUCAGGGGCUUCUCAACAUGGAAAGAUGUGAAAUCAGGCCAUGGUCCUUCUGAGAUUUCUCAUUGUCUUCACUCUUUUGACCCAGCUUGUCUCUGACCUACUUCCUGUUGAGUUUGGGGGUCAUAAAUAUGUGGUCAUAUCCUGUCUUUCAGAUCUAUAGUGCCUCAGACAACCAAGAUUGUUUCUGGACUGUGGUAGCCAUCUAGUCUCAAUUUUUGAAUGUAGUGUAAAAGCCAGAGAUUUAGGGCAGAAUUUAUGUCUCCUAUUGCCGUAGAAACAUUAUUUAAUCUUGAAAAAAACAGUCUUAGUUGGGGAGGAUUCUCACUUUUAUCUGUGAGGAAUUGAAACUCGGAGUUUAAAUUACUUGCUCAGGAAGUAAAUAGCAGAGUUGAUAUUUGAACCCAGAACUCUGGCUUCAGUGAUGAUUUUCCUUCACCUAAGCUUCUCUUUCUCUUGAGCUCCUUUUGAACUGAAGAUUUUCUUCACCCUUUCUUCUCAUCAUGAGUCUCUAAUUAGAGAGUGAAUUAUGACUUCCAUAUAGAUAUAUGUGUCUAUAUAUGUCUAUAUGGAGGCCCUUUUUCCAGCAGUUUUAUUUAGUCAGUGAAGUCCUAAGAUGUGUGUGUAUUCAUAUAUAUUAAUAUAUAUGCACCCAUACAUUGCUUCAUUUUUAACAUUUUGCAUGCAAUUUAUCAUACUAUAUAAUAUGCAUUUUUGUGAGCUGCCCUGAAGCAGUUAGAAACAGGGUGAAGAAUACAUGCAGACCCCCAAGUGUAGUCAACAGAUGUGUGCACACACAUUUUUUACCCACCCAUAAGCUGGCUUGUUCUUCAUACCUUACAGUCUAAGAAAAUGUCUUUUUUGUAGCUAAGGUCGUAUUCUAGGUUCCAGCUAUGCCCCUGACUGUCAUCAGUAAAUGGGGUUGAAACUGACCUUGCUUACCCUGCUUCCACCCAGUAAUUCUCUAUAAAGGAGAUCAGGGCAUCAUUUAGUUCUGUGGGGAGAGAGGUGGCAGGUCUGUAUUGACACAUUCAUCUGUUGGAAAACAAGAACAAGCCCUGAGGGCUUUUAAAGUAUGUUCUGAAGUGAGAGUUUAUAUGCUUUAUCCACCUUAAGAGCAAUACAGUUUUUUUUUUCUUUCAAAGAAAACAGUUCUUUUUCCAUUGGGAGGAAACAAAAAACAAAGAAAUUCUGGCAUCUCUUACUGAAGGCUGUAAUGAGGCAAGGAGCUGGAUUGCAGGAGGAAUGGUAAUAUUGCGGGAGGAAUGGUAAUAAGAAGGAAAAAAUGGUGGUCAUAGAUACCUCUCCAGGAACAAAAUGACCCUGGGAAGAUAUAAAAUUGCUUGGUUUUGUUUUUAAAUUAUCAAAUAAUAUGACAAAAUGUAUCUGUGAACCUUACCACAUUCCCCAGUCUUCUUCCAAGUUAGAUGGCUUUUUUUACUUUUCCCUUCACUCAUGUUUUAUGAGUACAAUCUUUACUAUGAGCAAAACAUAAUAAAGAUGUUUGUUAAAAACCUGUGACAGCUGGUUAGCUUCCAGGGGGGUCUCAGUUAUGCCAACUUCUAUUAUUAUGAAGAAAUCUUCUGAUAUUUAAUAACAUGUAUAAAGAAUACUAAAAGAAAUUCUGUGUCAUCUACAGCUGAGAAUAAGAACCAUCACAUGAAUGAAGCAUUCUUUUAUCUUCCCUCAACCCCAUUCACACACAGUUAUUAAUCAGACAAUAUUAAUAUACUUAGGGGCCUACAAAAAGCAGAGCUGUCCAGCACCUAAUGAUAUGGCAUUUCACAUGAGGAAAAUGCCAUCAUUAUUUGUCCCAUUUUAUGGGAGGAAACUGAGGUUCAAAGAGGGGACUACUUUCAUAAAGCCAGUCAGCUAGUAAGUUGAGGAGCUGGGAUGCAAAGCCAGGCUAUUUCCAAGCGUACACUCCUAGUCAAAUGUGUUUCUCAAGAGAGUAAAUUAAUUUGGCUAGUGUUGCUUUAAGACAGAAGUCAGAGAAUUUAAGUUGAGAAAGGCACAGUCAGCUCUGCUGUAAAGUGACAUGGUGUUUGGGAGAAUCACCAUACUAUGCAAAAUUGUGCAACAAAACCUACAGGAUUUAUGAGGAAAAUGGGCUUAGUGGCACAAUAUUUAAAAACUUUGUCAGUAAAACAUUAAAAAGAUAGAAACCUAAUAAAAAUGGUAACACUGUUAAUAUAAUUAAACACACUACAAGAAGUAUGGCACUUUUCCUUGAAAAAAAUCCUAAGUUUGCUUGUGGAAGCAGACAUUGGAAAGGUUGCUGCUUAUGGGUUAUUGUGAAGUGGUGGAAGGAAGGUUUUCCUGAAAUUGGAAGGAAAGUUGUAAUAGCAGUGUGGAUGGAUGGGUGGCUCAUAACACUCAGUGACUUAGGUAGCCGAUAGGUGUUAGAGGCAUGUGCACCUGCUUUGGUUCAGCUGGGUGUAGUUUUCUGCAGUCACCUGGUGUUUCUCAUGGAUGAAAUCAUGCAUAAACCCAACAUUUGCAUUAUACUUAAAGUGUUCCUUAAUAUAGCAAUAGUGUUGAAACAAAUUCAUGUUUUCAAAAUAAGCAUUAUAGAAGAAUUGGCUUUAUAAGUCAAUCCUCAGAGGAUGAGCAAAACCCUACCCCCACCUUCUCAUUUUUUAAAUACUGAUGGUUGUCUGUGAGUGAUGAGCCAUAUGAGUAUGACUCUUUUAUGCAUGUUUAUAUCAUUUCUCUUACAAAACGUUAAAUAAUAUUAAGAAACAUAAAGUAACAUGUAAAGUUCUCCUUCCAGCCCCACAAGACAAAUAAUAAUUUUAGGCCAAAUCAAAAAUAUCCCAUGUAUCAAAAUGGCCUUGUCAAGAUCACAUGUCCUCACCCCACCGCACCCCUGCCCUUGAGUUGAGUCAGAUGGAGGCUGAGUCACCAAUGACUGGAUAUUAUUGAUUUUCUCACUGAUUAUUUUCCUUGACUGAGGCGGCAACAGUUGGCUCUGUAUUGUUUGAUGAAGUGCAUAUAUAUAAUCAUUUGUUCUGGGUCCCAAGGCAGUUCCCAGGGUCUUGUUUGUUGAUUUCAUGAUGUGGCUGCAUGUACUGGACAUUUCUCAGCAGAUCCUGCAUACAGCAUAAUUGGAAUUCUGGGAAUUCCUGGAUGUUCUACUCUUUUUAGAUCCACUUUGGGGGAAAAAAAGGGAAGCUACUGCUUGCACAUGAAGAAAGAAGUAGCUCUAUGUCAUUGAGCCUACAUUUGCAGGAAAGCCAUGUCUAGAAGAAGCAUAAUCAAAAUGAUGUCCUUGGAGGGGGCACCUGGCUGUUUUCAGCAAGUGAAAUCCUUGUCUUCCAAUUAGAUGGGCAGCUGGAUAAUCAUGUGUACAUUCAGGUUGCAAAGAGAUGAGCCUCUACUAGAUGAGCCACUACUUACAGAACUGCUAGGAUGAUGUAAUAAAUUACACCACUAGUGUAAGAAAACUGAGUCACACAAGGAUAUAUUUGCGUAACACAAUUUCAAAAAGGCAAACUACAGUUCUUGUUAAUGGUAAGGCCUUUUUGGCAUCCCAUAUUUGAGAACUGUAUUGAUAUGUUAUCUCACUUGAUCUGAUACGUCCCUCCCCAUUUGUUCACAUCAAAGAAGUGAGACAGAUGAAGGUGAGUUUGCUUUCAGCAGCUCUGCAGGUUAAGGACUGUACAGCGCUUGAACCCAGGGCGUCUGAAUCCUGGUCUUGGACUCUUCCCUCAGAAACAUACUGCCUUCCUUUUGCUGGUCUGGCCAGUAGAUCUAUACUAAAGAUACAGGCCUCUCAAACUGAAUGGGAAAUUUGGAAUCAUAGGGACCUGAAGCAGUUAAUGGAGGAGUGUUGUAGUAAAACAUGUUUCAUAGUCAGUCUAUUUAGUCUAGGAGCUAGAGUAUUCCAAAUAAACAGCAACUCCUAAUUAAUUUUUUACUCCUGUGUUGAGUUGAUAUCUAGAAUAUACUCUUGACAGCUCUAGAGCAAAAAGCCAGGUCUCCAACAAAAGAAUGAGUACUAAUUGGGAAAUAAAUCAGCUUGCUAUAGCUAAAAGGAAAAAACUCCCACAAAUUCAUCUGUCAUUUUUAUUUGUUCUUUCAUCGUUUGUAGUACAUUUUCAGGGUCUCAAAGAAAGUCAUCUGUCUAUGCAGGUGCUCAUGGAAGCAUCUUGUUUUACAUAUGAUGAAAAUGGAGAGAGCACUUCUUUUGACAGGAAACUUCACUUCUUGUUACUGAAAACCAUCACAACAGUCAUUAUGUCUGGCUUUCAGAGAUUUCCUGGAGUUAGGAGAACAAUAGACAGUUAAAAUGGCAAUGUCAAGAGCAUUCUGGGGUUUUAUAAUGAGUACCAAGGGAAAUUUUUUUCUCUUGAGUUUGUAAGAAAAAAGUAGGAGGAAUAUUUGGAAACCUGAAGAUAUGUGGAAAUGAAGGUGAAUGCUCUAUUUUUUUUAAUGGAGUGUUCUUCCUAACCUUUGGAAGCUGAAAAAAUAUAUAUUUUAUAUAUUACUGAGUUGCUAGUGAAAAAGAGAAGUUUCUCUUCGGUUGUCCCUCUCUGUAGGUUAAAUCAUCCCCUGAAAAGACACAUUUGCAGCUUUCUGUAUUUUUCUUUGAUUAAACAUCAUUUAGAGUUCUUCAGUCAGUUUUCUUCUCUUCUUCUUACAUAUGUACACUGCUUCUAGGGCUUAUGAUUUCUAAUUUAGCAGCAGGAGUUACUUCUCUUUUCCCUCUACCUCCAAAAAAAGAUGACUCAAGCAUUAGGAAUAUGUUUUUUGGCUUAUUGUAUAAUUCAAAUAUGUAUUUGUAGUUAUUCUAUUUUUAAUCUUAAUUUACAUAGCCCUAAUAUGAUUUCUAAUUUCUAAUAAAGUUUUUGAGGUACUAAUGUCUAACGCACUAAAAGUACAAACUUCAUAAACAAUUUAUGUGACCUGCUGUUUUCAUUUCUGAAGUUUCUUGCUUGCUGCUAGAGCUGUGGGUGAUUUUAAAGAUCCCUGAAUUAGUUACACAUGGAUCCCUGAAUGGUAAAAAUAACCUGCUAUCUUUAUUUUUUUUUUUUUGGAAUAUCUAGUAAUACAAAGGCAAUUAUCAAUUAUUAACAUGUUUUAAAUAUAUGAGUAGAACAUUCAUUGUUUUAAAAAUUAGUAAACAUUUUAAGAUGCUAUAAGGUAGAAAGAAAAGUCUUCCUUCCUUUUGUCUCAAUCCUAAAUAUCAUUCCUUAAAGGUAACCACUGUUAAGUCUCUGCAAAUUCUACCAGAAAUGACCUAAUGUUCUAUUUGUAUACAAGCAUACAUACACAUAUACGUAAUACCUAUACACAUAUAACACACAUCUAUGAUUAUAUGUGUAUAUAUGAAUACAUAUAUGUCAUUCCAUAUAUUAGCAAUAUAGCUUGGACAUCUGUUCACAUCAGUACAUAUAUAUCCAUCUCAUUUUUAAUGACUAUAUUGUAUUCCAUUGCAAUGGUUAAUUUAGCUUACCUUCUGUUUUUUGACAUUUAGGUUUUUCCAGUUUUAUCUUAUUGCAGACAAUGCUGCAAUAAAUAUUCUUGAAUAUAUCUUUUUGCAUUUUUAUAAAUAUAUUUGUAGGAUACAGUCAAAGCAAGGGAAUUAUUCAUUAAAAAAAAAAAGUGUGGCCAUUUUUAGCAUCACUAAAUAUUGCCAAUUGUCCUCCAAAAUGACUGCCCUAAUUUAUACUUUCAUCAACAGUGUAUAAGAAUGUCGUGUUUCUCCACACCCUUGUCAACACUGAAUGUGACAAAAAUUUUAGUUUAUAAAUAUAAUCAGUAAAAAUAGUAUCUUAUUUUAAUUGUCUAUUGCUGCUAUAUUUAAGGUUCACUUGAGCAAAUGCCUACCGAGCACUUACUCUGUGUCAUUGAAAUGGCAAAUGGCAAUCAAAUAUUGUACUUGUCCUUAAGGAGCCAUGGAAGUGAAUAGGAAGCCUCUUUUUAGAAGAAGUUGAAAUGUUGCAAAGAUAGAAAAGUGGGUCUUUGGCACCCUACGAACAGGAAAUAGUUGUCUAAUAAAGAUAGUGUCCACCCAUGUCAACUUUCAGUUCUAUUGCUGGCCUAAAUUGGCAACUCUCUGCUUCUGCAACAGUGACCUUGCUUUCAUUAUGGAAGAUAGUUGGCUGCAGGUAGGAGUAGAAAUGCCUAUCUAGUAGCUUUUGUUUUUCUCCAGGACCUGACUUGAUUAUCUCACUGGUUGCUUUUAAGAGAAAGCACCCACUGUUGGCUUCUGUUCUGAAAGGGCACCAGGCAAGCAUGGAAACCUAUCAGCAGAGCAAGCCAAAAGCGCAAUAAACUGUUUAUUCAUUGUUCAAGAUUCUUCACCUGUGUGGAUUAUUAGAAGUAUUUCAUCUUAGAGUACCCAGGUUAGAUUAUAGACACUUCAAGUAUUUCUGUAGAAUUCACUGAGGGGGAAAAAAAUAGGGAAAACAGCAUCAGUCGUUUGGGACCAUGUUGGUUCCUGAUGCUAAAAUAAUCUAUAUGAAUAAACUACAUUCUGUAAAUUGAAAUAUCUGGUUUCCAGCCUGUUAAAUAAAAACAGGAGGAUCUGAAGUACAUGGCAAAAUGGGAUAAGCUUGGUUUUCUGAGUGGAGGCAGCUAUUGAUAAUUUUACUUUCUUAUAGCUGAAGGUGAAGGAGAUUUGAGGUUCUCUGAGAAUUACAAUUCCCCUGGAGUUAGCCCAAGGUGGGACCCUCAGAGCUGUCUACUCUCGUGCCAUUGCCUCAAGCCUGUGGACAUUUUUUCACCUUGGGGUAAGAAGCAGCUCCAGUUUGCCCAAUUGCUGUGUGUGUUCCAGGCGAGUGACCAAUGAGGCUGACUUGGCAGCUGCCCUUCCCACAGCCAGCCAGCCAGUCCCAAGUGUGUUUUAAAAGAUAAGCGACAAAAAGCCAACCCUUUUAGAGAGGCUGGAACAGGCUAGUAGUUGCUAGGCAAGUUAAAGUAAUUCAGUGUCCUUGCCAAACGUCUGCCAUGCAAAUAGGGAACUUUCAGGGAAGGAGAGUGAGAUGGUGGUGUGUGUUGGUUGCCAUAGGAAUGUUUCCCUGAUUGGAACAAGACCACAGAGUGAGGAGAGCAAGACGGCAACAUCUACGGUGAUUUCUGCUUGGGAAUGGGAACCCAGAGUGGGCAGUGGAGCGGAGGUAAGCCAUGCAGAGGCAGGAGCAGAUGAGACCCUAGAUGCCAUGUGAAGCUAAAAACGUGGGGAACAGAAAGAGCAGAUCAACUCAUGAAAAUUAUAUGGGGAGCUCUUAUGCUACUCUGAAGAUCUGAGACUUGGAGAAUUUACAAUCCCGAAUUAACUCAGGGAAAAUUCCAACUAGACUCUGAAAUGAAUUAGAUGGAGAUUUAAAAUAGGGCAAUUUAGUAGGAAAAGAUACUUAAUUUGAAGAUUUCUAGAGUGGCUGGGCUGAGAAACUUUACUUCCUGUUCACCUAGACAGAAUCAUGAAUAAACUGGAGGAUAAGCAGGACCAGAUGAUACCAUGAAGAGAAGUUUACAGGCCCUCUAUUGCCAACUGUUAAGUUUCCUGCUGAUCUUGGCACUGACCGAAGCGCUGGCAUUUGCCAUCCAGGAACCAUCUCCCAGGGAAUCUCUUCAGGUCCUCCCUUCAGGCAGUCCCCCAGGAACCAUGAUGACAGCACCCCACAGCUCUACCAGACACGCUUCUGUGGUGACACUGACCCCCAAUCCCAAUGGACCCCCCUCACAGGCUUCAGCUCCCAUGGCAACACCGACACCCCAUACAGAGGGGCACCCUCCUACGCACACCAUCUCCACCAUCGCUGCGACAGUAACCACCCCCCAUUCUAAAAGCUCCCUACCCACAGGGCCCUCUCCAGUGGCCACAGCAACCACAUCCUCCCACCCAGAGGGCCGCCCCCCGGGGCAGGCUACUCCCACCAUCCUGCUGACAAAGCCACCGAGGGCCACCGGUCGCCCCACUGCAGCGCCCCCACGCGCUACCACACGCAGGCCCCCCAGGCCCCCAGGCUCCUCCCGAAAAGGGGCUGGCAAUUCAUCACGCCCUGUCCCACCUGCACCUGGUGGCCACUCCAGGAGUAAGGAAGGACAGCGGGGACGAAACCCAAGCUCCACACCUCUAGGGCAGAAGCGGCCCCUGGGGAAAAUCUUCCAGAUCUACAAGGGCAACUUCACUGGGUCUGUGGAGCUGGACCCUUCUGCCCUCACCCCCAGGACCCGGCUCUGGGGCUACUCCUCUUCACCACAGCCCCAGACAAUGGCUGUCACUACAGCGCCCAGCAAUACCUCGUGGGCACCUCCCACCACCUCCCUGGGGCCUGCAGAGGACAAGCCAGGCCUUCGCAGAGUGGCCCAGGGAGGUGGUUCGACCUUCACCAGCCAAGGAGGGACGCCAGAUGCCACAGCAGCCUCAGGUGCCCCUGCCAGUCCACAACCUGCCCCAGUGCCUUCUCAGCGCCCCCACCGCGGUGACCCACAGGACGGCCCCAGCCAUAGUGACUCUUGGCUUACUGUCACCCCUGGCACCAACAGACCUCCAUCUGCCAGCUCUGGGGUCUUCACGGCCGCCACGGGGCCCACCCCAACUGCCUUCGAUGCCAGUGUCUCAGCCCCUUCCCAGGGGAUUCCUCAGGGAGCAUCCACAACCACGCAGGCUCCAACCCAUCUCCCCAGGGUCUCAGAAAGCACUAUUUCUGGAGCCAAGGAAGAGACUGCAGCCACCUACACCAUGACCGACAGGGUGCCCAGUCCUUUCUCCACAGUGGUAUCCACAGCCACAGGCAACUUCCUCAACCGCCUGGUUCCUGCCGGGACCUGGAAGCCUGGGACAGCAGGGAACAUAUCCCACGUGGCCGAAGGGGACAAACCCCAGCACAGAGCCACCAUCUGCCUGAGCAAGAUGGAUAUCGCCUGGGUGAUCCUGGCCAUCAGCGUGCCCAUCUCCUCCUGCUCUGUCCUGCUGACAGUGUGCUGCAUGAAGAGGAAGAAGAAGACUGCCAACCCAGAGAACAACCUGAGCUACUGGAACAAUGCCAUCACCAUGGACUACUUCAACAGGCAUGCUGUGGAGCUGCCCAGGGAGAUCCAGUCCCUGGAAACCUCUGAGGACCAGCUUUCAGAGCCCCGUUCCCCAGCCAAUGGCGACUACAGAGACACUGGGAUGGUCCUUGUUAACCCCUUCUGUCAAGAAACACUGUUUGUGGGAAACGAUCAAGUAUCUGAGAUCUAACUGCAGCAGGCUUCGCUUUGCUAUUCCCUAUUUUUCGUCUCUAAAUUAUAAAUAUACAAAUAUAUAUAUUAUAAAUAUAACCUUUGUGUAACCCUGACUUAAUGAGAAACAUUUUCAGCUUUCUUUUCCUAUGAAUUGUCAACAUCUUUUUUACAAGUGUGGUUUAAAAAAAAAUUUACAGAAUGAUCUGUGGCUUUAUAAAAUAAAGGUAUUUCUAAGCAAAGCAGUUGCAUUGAUUGCUUCUCUUAAUAACUAUUUUUGAGCACCUGGGGAUCCCAGGAACCCUAGUCAGGUGAGGUAAGAGACUGACCUCCUGUAGAAGCUCAGUGUUACAGUGGUCAAGUGCACAGUUCUUUGAGUGAUUCUUAAAGCUCUGGUUCCUCUUGAUUUGGCGUGGCCCAUUUCCUCCCUCUCAUACGCACACCUGUAAAGGGAACUGGGCCACCUGGGGGAAGAUGGCAGACUCAUGCACAGGGCAGGAAAAGGGAACACCUCAUCACCCCCAAGGAUGGGGGCCCUGGAGCCUCACGACACCACCAUUGGAUGUCAUGUUUAAAAGUUGUAGACAGCAGACAGAAGCAUGGAGUCCUUGGGAAUCCAUGGAGGACAUCAAGGCAUCCCAAGGCCACAUCCCCCUAACAUUGCUUCCACUGCUAACAACAAGACUGCCUUUCCCUGGUGGGAAAAUGCUCCCUUCAUGCCCGUUCCUGCAUCCCCUCCAACGCUCAAUCUGCAUUAAACACCCGUGCCUUUCUCUUGGAGAGGGUUUAGAUGCAGAUCCCAGCCUUGGAGCUUUAAAAUGCUUGCCCUUCUUCAAGGAUCAAAUGUUUAUUGGGGUUUAGCUUUGUUUUCUCAAAAGGCCACGGUAUUGUGCCCCUAAGGAACACGUUUAUCUAAGAAGCUUUGAGGUAGCAGAGCUAUGAUUUUUGAAACCUUCCUCCUGCAAUCUUUAAAAAAAAAAAAAAAAAAGAUUGCCAAGCAAGUCAUUUCCGAGAAGACAUCAUUACACUCCUACUUGCCCCUGCAAACCUGCUCGAAGCACCAGCCGGUGGACUUGCCACGCAGCUCGCAGCUUCCACUGCUCGCCUCGUUCCCCACUGGCUGGCUGCCUCACCGUGCCGUGUCCAGCGUGGCCAACAGGGUCAGACCCUCAGAGAUGCCCAAGAGGCUGCCAGAGGUGGCUGCUUCUCUAUUUUUUCCUGAUCGUGGCUGAGAGAGAUGAUUACUGCUUUGACACUUUCUUUCUCUAAAAUAAAGCUAGUUUGAUAGUAUAUUUUGAAUAUAGAUGCUCUUAUAGUUGGAUUGGGAAUUGAACUCGAAUGUUGAUUCAUAUGUUUGUGUUGUUGCUGUGGUCUUUUUAUCAUGACUUUUUUCUUUCUGCGUUUUCCUUAAAAAAAAAGAUGGCCUUCAAAAGUGUGUUCUUAGUGUUGUAUAAACCUACUUCAUAUGAGUUCAGUUGUUGUCUCUCUUCAAAGACUCUUCAACCCACAAAGAAGCAGGUUAAAUGUUUCUCUAAGUUUAAUUUUCUAGCGUGUUGUUGUCUGACCUUUUUAACCUUACCAUAAUAUUUCUGUUAACUGUUACAUUUAAUAUACCAAUGUGUGUGAGUAUACAUAGAGAAAAAUCUGUAAAGUAAAAUUUAUAUAUAAUAUAUGUAAUCCAAGAUACAUAUGUUAUAUAUACACGUACGUGGAUGUAUGACUUAUUUUUCCGUAUCCACAGAUUUCGGCUACCAUGGAUAUAUAAAUAAACUUAUUUUGUUAGCCAGAGGA